CGGUCACUGAACGUCCAGCUUGCGCAGGGUGCUACUCGGCUUCCUGAACCUACGUAUCUAAGGCCCGUAACCAAUGCCUAUAAUCAGUUCCAGCCCGUUCCGGUGGCCCAACAAGAGGUCUGGUAUGGGCCAGACGAAGAACAGAUUCGCGCAUUCACCACUGGGCAGAACAUUCCUGCAACCACAACAUCGUCUCCUAUAACGCCCUUUGAUGGACCGGAAAACCUUGUAGAAGAGAGUCAAGACUGGUGGUCUCGUGAACCGAGCGCCAUGACUUUCGGAAUGGAUCAUUGGGUACCAGGAUGGAACCCUAGUAUAUCUGGCAGAGAAUCCGAUAUGCGGUUCGGAAACCAUUACGCCAACGUUGGGCAGACAUCAGGAGCCGAGAAUAGCUCUCGACCAACCCCAGCAAUGAGGUUUGGGGCCCCUCCAGGGAGUGCUAAUCCAGGGCAGCACCCGGACAUGCCUGGUUACACCGGCGUGUGA
Aspergillus niger is the source of this 486-nucleotide messenger RNA. RefSeq lists its product as uncharacterized. The record is from RefSeq and is a predicted model, not a curated record. The transcript has a single exon. NCBI's taxonomy places the organism in Eukaryota, Fungi, Ascomycota, Eurotiomycetes, Eurotiales, Aspergillaceae. The annotation marks the transcript as partial.